Messenger RNA from Archocentrus centrarchus (flier cichlid), 5805 nucleotides. Its product is annotated as sodium-dependent neutral amino acid transporter SLC6A17-like. Gene Ontology annotation, biological process: sodium ion transmembrane transport; glycine transport; proline transport. The transcript is spliced from 12 exons. Lineage: Eukaryota; Metazoa; Chordata; Actinopteri; Cichliformes; Cichlidae. The record is from RefSeq and is a predicted model, not a curated record. Bases 293 to 2515 code for a protein of 740 amino acids. Gene Ontology annotation, cellular component: synaptic vesicle; plasma membrane.
GUCCUGUGAGCGCUCAGUCGGUACCACAGCCACACACAAGUGCUGCUCGGUGGAGGUAUUCAUGCUUCUCUCCAUAUAUUCUCUCACAACUGCGGUAUUGAAGCCCGGAUUUUGUCGCUGCAAAAGACUCACGGACUGAAGCCAAGAACUGAAAUCCAGCUGUCACUCUUCAGCAUCACUCUUCCUUUCAUCUCUACCCAAGUCUUGGAUCUUGUCACUUCUUUCCGUCUCUCGCUCUCUGUUUCUCUCUCCACUCACCCCCCCACCCCCCUCCUGACCCUCAGCCUCCCUGAUGCCUAAGAACAGCAAGGUGACACAGCGUGAGCAGAGCCAUGAGCACGUCACAGAGUCGGUGGCUGACCUGCUCGGACACGAGGAGCCGAUCGACUACAAGAGCAGCUCCUUGAAUGUCGGAGCGGCCGCGGGGAAGAAAGUCCCUCAGAUAGAGGUGCCUGAAAACGAUGGACGACCUGCCUGGAACAGCAAACUGCAGUACAUCCUGGCCCAGGUGGGCUUCUCUGUGGGCCUGGGGAACGUGUGGCGCUUCCCUUACCUGUGCCAAAAGAAUGGAGGAGGUGCCUAUCUGGUUCCCUACUUCAUCCUCCUCCUUAUUAUUGGCAUCCCUCUCUUCUUCUUGGAGCUGGCAGUAGGUCAGAAGAUCAGACGUGGGAGUAUCGGGGUCUGGAACUAUGUCUGUCCCCGUCUGGGUGGAAUAGGGGUGUCAAGUCUGAUGGUGUGCGGCUUUGUGGGUCUCUACUAUAAUGUGAUCAUCGGUUGGAGCAUUUUCUACUUCUUCCAGUCCUUCCAAUAUCCUCUCCCAUGGAGCGACUGCCCAAUCAGAAAGAAUGGGACACUUGCCAUUGUGGAGCCAGAAUGUGACAAAAGCUCGGCUACGACGUAUUUCUGGUACCGGCAGACUCUGAACACAACUAGCACCAUCGCAGAGAGCGGCGGCCUCAACAUCAAAAUGACCCUGUCUCUGCUGGUAGCCUGGAUCAUUGUCUGCCUCGCCGUCAUUAAAGGAAUCGCUUCUUCUGGGAAGGUGAUGUACUUCAGUUCUCUUUUCCCCUACGUGGUGCUGUUCUGCUUCCUGGUCAGGGGUUUAAUGCUGAAGGGCUCCGUAGAUGGUAUCGCUCACAUGUUUACUCCCAAGUUGGAAAAGAUGUUGGAGCCACAGGUGUGGAGGGAGGCAGCCACUCAGGUCUUCUUUGCUCUUGGUCUGGGUUUUGGAGGAGUCAUAGCCUUCUCCAGUUACAAUAAGAUUGACAACAACUGCCAUUUUGACGCCGUACUCGUCUCUUUCAUCAAUUUUUUGACCUCCAUUUUGGCCACACUGGUGGUAUUCGCUGUGUUGGGCUUCAAGGCCAACAUCAUGAAUGAAAAGUGUGUUGUAGAGAAUGCAGAAAAGAUCCUGGGAUACCUCAACUCUAACGUCCUGAGUCAUGAUCUUAUUCCUCCACAUGUGAACUGUUCCCAUCUCACCACGUCAGACUACGCUGAGUUGUACGGGGUCAUUAAGACGGUCAAAGAGGACACCUUUCCCCAGCUAGGUCUGGAGCCUUGUGUAUUGGAGGAUGAGCUAAACAAAGCUGUCCAGGGCACUGGCCUGGCCUUCAUCGCCUUCACAGAAGCUAUGACACAUUUCCCAGCAUCUCCUUUCUGGUCAGUCAUGUUCUUCUUCAUGCUUAUCAACCUCGGUCUGGGCAGCAUGAUAGGCACCAUGACUGGCAUCACCACGCCUGUCCUCGACGCAUACAAAGUCCAGAAGGAGCUUUUUACAGUGUGUUGCUGCAUCGUGGCUUUCUUAUGUGGCUUGUUGUUUGUUCAGCGUUCAGGAAAUUACUUUGUCACCAUGUUCGAUGAUUAUUCGGCUGGUCUGCCUCUCACUAUAGUGGUCAUCCUGGAAAAUCUGUCUGUUGCUUGGAUAUACGGCACUAAAAGGUUCAUGCAGGACCUGGAGGACAUGCUAGGUUUCCGACCUUGUAUUAUCUAUUUCUACCUUUGGAAGUACGUCUCCCCCUUCUGUCUGAUCAUUCUCAUCUCAGCCACUGUCAUCGAGAUGGCCAUCAGCCCACCAGGAUACAAUGCAUGGGUUCAAGAGCUGGCUCAGGAACGCUUCCAGAGCUACCCUCCCUGGGCUUUGGGUAUGUGCUUUGCUCUUAUCAUAGUGGCCAUGCUUCCUCUCCCUGUUGUUUUCAUCGCCCGACACUUCAACUUGAUGUCAGAUGGCUCCAACAAGCUGUCUGUCUCUUACCGAAAAACUAUGAUGAAGGACAUAUCCAACCUUGAGGAGCAGGAUGAGGCUAGAUUCAUCCUUGGAAGCAAACCAGGCGAGGCGCCAUCAUCAGGGCCGGCACGCAGACCCUUCUUGACUCCUGGAGGAAACAAACCCAUGGACUCCCUGUCUCCAAACAUCUGCUAUGGGACAAGCUACCAAAAUGCUGCAAUAAGCCCCACCACACCAACUACACCAACCACACCAACCACACCUGUCACACCAGAGUCUGACUCUUGACUGUUGCCCAACCUCGACAACCACCCCUCUGAUAGUCACCCCUGUAGCACAACUUUACCCAUAAAGUCUCCACUGGGGCUCACAGCAGCUCCAGGAAUCCCCAGCACUGCCCUGUUAAUGCCACAAAACUGUACGUAACCACCCAGUUUAUGAGCACACGCUUCCAAAAUAACACAACGGAACUUCAUGAGAAGAUUUCUAUAAUUUUUUCAAGCAUCUGAAGGUUAAAAACCAGGAGAAAAGGGACACAUUUCACAUCUUUACAAUAAAUGAAACUCUGGAAUCAGGUUGAGCUUAAUAGUGACACACUGUAUAUCUGUAUAUAUUUAAAAUCAUCAGGUUUAUGUGUUCAGAAUGAAGUUCUGUUUUCUGAUUUUCUUUGCCUUAGUUUAAGGAUCCCCAGCAGACACAGCCGCUAGAGUAUAUUGAAAACGUCUGCACGGUGCCGGCACUGUGAAAGAAUGAAUGGAGCGGAGUUUAGGAGGUCUUGCUGGUUGAACAAGCUGAGAGUGAAAACAGGCUUUCACUGGAAACAGAGAACUGAGAUGAAUGUGAGUCAGAUUAUUUAAACCUGUUAGUGUUUGCUUACCUUUCCUAUGUAGCAAUAAUGUGUGUCAAAGCCAUGUACUACUUAAUACAUACCAAGUUUCUUUUUUUCUAUUAGAUGUUAUGCAGUCUACAAGGUGCAAUCAGAAAGUUCCAAAAGCAUUCCUGGUUAAAAUUUGGACACGUUCUCCUUCAAGGUCUUGUGCAUACUCACAACUGUGGAAGUUCUGUUUUGAUGAAGGGCACAUCUGCAAUUUCACUUCACAGAGCUCAAACACCAACAUUUGUGUCAACUUUGUGUUGAACUCCUCUGUAAUGUCCUGUGGUGUCUGCCAUCGUGUGCUGGCAUGCAGUGAAUUAAAAAAAAAAAAAAUUGGCCACACCAUCAUAAUCUUCACCCACCACCUAUUCUAUUUGGCCUCUUUUUGUUUUAAAAAAAUGACCUUUAAGGGGAGUUAUACCAAAUUAAGAUCAGGUAAGGUUUUUGUGCACAGACAUGCACCUCUGUUCUGAUACCACGAGGUUUGUUUUCAUAGGACUCUGUGCUUUGUAAAUUAUGCUAAAGGCGGCUGUAAAGACCCAUUUAUGUUCCAUUCAGACCCCAAAUCCACCUCCUGUUGUAUUUUGUCUGUAGAGCGUAUUGUUGUUGCUCAUUCUGUAAAACCAUAAUGUACAGUAUACAGUUAUAGUAACGUAACAUACCAUUAGGACUCAGGUUUUAUUAACCUGGAGAUCAAACCACUGUUUCAUUAUCCGUCACAUGCACAUCUUCUUCUUUGUGCUGUAGAAACACACUCAUUUCAGUUUCUUCACCAAAGAGUUAAAAGUAAACAGCAAAACACUUGAACUCUAUCACAGAAUAAGACUUGAUAUAGUGAACUGCAGUGAAAGUGAACUACCACCCAAAACACAAGGCAGUCCUAUGACAGGAAGCACACUUUUUUUUUUUAUGUGGAUCUGAAACAAAUGUCCAGUUUGCAGUUUUUACUUUCCUCCUCCAAAAAUGACAAUGCUACAAAAGCACAAAGGAGAUUUCAUGCAGUUAUUGAGCACAAGCAGAUUAUUGACUGUAACUGUCCCAACUAUUGAUGCACAUGUAUUGUGAGACAUGCAGUAAGUAGGCAAUAUAUAGUUAUAUUGGAGCACAAACUCUAUUAACAUUGAACCAAAAAAAAAAAAAAAAAAAAAAGAAAGAAAGAAAAAUGAUGAAAAAUGACGUAAAAUAGCGAAAUCUGCUACAGACCAAAAAAAUUAAGGAGCAAAAAUCCAAACUGCGUAGAGUCAUCAGCCAACUCAACAGUGUGCACUUUUGAAAGCCUUAGACUCCUCAUGCACAGUCAUAAAUAUACAUGCUCACACAUGCACACUGAUUUCUGUGUUAUUGAAGCAGACAGUCACAUUAACCCUGUCGUGGCGCACCAGGGUUCUUUACAGUGAUGGUCACUGGCUUGAAUUUAAACUGAGCACAUUUAAUUCCUAAUUAAAGGAGUCGUUAAUUUAUUUUUUCUAUCACAAUAUUUAAAGCCAUGGUGUUUAGGUAUAAAUGGACUAUGUUUAUAUUCUUGCAUAUUUGCAGUAACGUAGACGUGAUGAAUUACAAAGAUUAAUCUUUUACAAGUUUUUAGUAUGUACACUGUAUAUUUUCAUCUUGCGUGAAUCUGUAUCUGUUUUGUAGUUUGUGUAGCUCCGUACUGAGGGACAUGAAAAUGCUGCUGGAUCGUGGAGCUAAUGUGCAGUCUUGUUACGGGACACUUCCACUCGUGUGUAUUCACUUGAGGUUUGUUUACUGGUCUACUUGUUUUUAGCCAUGCUAUCAGUUUACUGCAAAAUGCUGUCUAAAUUUCCUCUCGGCCAACACUCUGGUUUAUGAAACGAUGCCUCUAAAAUAUAUUUAGCCUUCAGUAGAUGAUGCGGCAUGCUAACAUGCUGAGCAGGUUUCUUGCCAGAUGUAUGUAAAACAUGCCACGACAUGUUGGUAUUGCUACAUCUAUCACAGAGUCCUCCCAAACAUCUCCACUGACAUCUUUAAAUUAACCUUGAGGUCAAACUUCACUACUUUACUAAGUCCAUUCAGUUUCUGCUGUGUAAUGAGAGGUAGAGUCUCAUAGGACCACUGGUGUGGCUGCAGAUUUUUUUUUUUUUCGUGUUUAAUGUUUGAGCCAUUUUCUUGCUGGUGUUAUCACGUAGACAUCUCUGGUGUGUCCAUGUCUGUAAAUAAUGUCGUGUACCCAAACUAUUCUGAAGAUAGUUUUUAUUAAUGUGAAGUAUAAUUAAUGUCUUAAAAGUAAGAGUUUUAGCAGUACAUAUAACAAAAGUUAAAAAUGAAUGUGAUUGAUGCACUUUUUUCACAAGACUGCAAAAAACUAGUGUUUGUUUCCAUCCUGUUUGCAGUACAUUUAAAAUUUGGUGGUAAAGCAAUAUGAUGAUACUGAAACGGCAGAAUAACUGUGGCUGAAAGCAAAUCCUGACACGAGUGUAUGUGAAAAGAAAUCCUUAGAAAUAACCCCAACACUGCUCUGUGUGUGUGUGUGUGUGUGUGUGUGUGUGUGUGUGUGUGUGUGUGUGUGUGUGUGUGUAGGGUUAGUUUGGUGUGUGCAGAGCCUAUACAGGUGACACAUUUAGAAAUGUCCCUUUACGGCUUCUCUCUCUCUCUCCUCAGUCAUAUUAUGAAUGUAUGAUAAUGAGAAUUACUGUAAAAAAUUGUGAACAUAAAUAAAAUAUUCUAAUAAAGAGUGGACAAGCUA